AUGCAGUUCGACUUGGUGGUGUCAACCCCAGCGGCUGGAGAGAUUAGGACGUUUACCGUAUGCAUUAGAUGUCCUAUUGUUGUUGAGGGGCGUAUUUAUAAGGUGAACUUGAUUUGUUUACCUUUGAAGGAAUUAGAAGUGAUUUUAGGAAUGGAUUUGUUGGCUACCAAUCGCAUUCUCAUAGACUGUGGUAAGAAGGAGUUAAUUUUUCCGGAUGAAGAAGAAGAAGAAUUGUCAGUGACGCUCGGCCAAUUGAAAGAAGACAUUAUGGAGGGCGCCAGCUGUUUCCUGAUUAUGACGCAUGAAGAUCAGGAGUUUGGAGGUUUGAUGCAAGAACGAUCGUCCAUUGGUAACAGUAAUGGACGAUCGGUUGUUGAUGAGUUUUCGGACGUCUUUCCGGAAGAAAUACCGGGACUGGCUCCUGUUCGCGAGGUUGAGUUCACGAUCGACUUGGUGUCAACGGUGUCACCCAUCUCUGUUCAACCAUAUCGUAUGGCGCCUGCAGAGUUGGUUGAACUUAAGAAUCAAACAUAUAUUGUACCGUAG
Messenger RNA from Vigna umbellata (rice bean), 546 nucleotides. NCBI's taxonomy places the organism in Eukaryota, Viridiplantae, Streptophyta, Magnoliopsida, Fabales, Fabaceae. The record is from RefSeq and is a predicted model, not a curated record.